Molecule: messenger RNA, 3296 nt
Organism: Balaenoptera acutorostrata (minke whale)
Lineage: Eukaryota; Metazoa; Chordata; Mammalia; Artiodactyla; Balaenopteridae
Gene: EREG
Product: epiregulin
Exons: 6
Coding region: 1-804 (267 amino acids)
Biological process (GO): epidermal growth factor receptor signaling pathway; positive regulation of mitotic nuclear division; positive regulation of cell population proliferation
Source: RefSeq, a predicted model, not a curated record
AUGCCUGUACCACGUAGGAAGCGGAGGGGCUUCGAAAGAAGCUGUAGACACAAAAAGCAACUCUGGGCAGUGGUGGGUGUGAACACAAAGAAAGUCCUUGAGCCACUGACAAGUUUCAAGAAUGUCCGUCUCGGCGCGGGGCUGUGGAGCUCACUUGCCCUACAGACCGGGUGUCGGAGGGAAAAGCUGCCGACGCGUGGCCCCCGCAGCUCCAGCAGCGCCCGCAGCCGCCGCCGCCGCCGCAGCCCCGCCGGCCCCCGCCCACCGCCCAGGCCACGCCCGCGCCCCGCACACGCUGACGCGGGGAGGAGGAUGGAGCCGCGCCGUGCCCGCCGGGUCCCCGCGCCGCUGCUCUGCUUGGGUUUCCAUCUUCUACAAGCAGUUCUCAGUACAACUGUGAUUCCUUCAUGUAUCCCAGGAGAGUCCGAAGAUAACUGCACAGCUUUAGUUCAGACAGAAGAUAAUCCACGUGUGGCUCAAGUGUCAAUAUCGCAGUGUAGCUCUGACAUGAGCGGCUACUGUUUUCAUGGACAGUGCAUCUACCUGGUAGACAUGAGUGAAAAUCACUGCAGGUGUGAAGUGGGUUACACUGGUGUCCGAUGUGAGCACUUCAUUUUAACUGUCCAAAAGCCUCUGAGCAAAGAAUAUGUGGCUUUGACUGUGAUUCUUGUUAUCUUGUUGCUCAUCAUAGUUGCUGGCUCUGUAUACUAUUUCUGCAGAUGGUACAGAAAUCGAAAAAGUAAAGAACCAAAGAAGGAAUAUGAAAGAGUGGCCUCAGGGGAUCCGGCAUUGCCACAAGUCUGAAUGGUGCUAUGAAGCUUAUAGGCAGGGAUGCACUGCAUACCUGGUUAUGGUAAUAUUCCCAUUUUAUUAAUAAUAUUUAUGUGGGGUCAUGUGUUAAGUCAACAAUGAUGUAUUUUAAUAGACUAAGAAGAGUUUUUAUUUUUGUUUUAUUUUUGACAGACUGUUUGCUAAUGUAUAAUGUACACAAAAUAUUUACUAUGGAAAGAAAACGGAUAUUUUUGUAAGAAAUCAUUUCCUGGGCUAAAUGCUCUAUUGAAAGCUUUUUUGCCUUCUGUACAAUGCAUAGGAGUGAGCAAUGCCCAGUUCAUUGUUCAGGAAGUGUCAGCAAGUGACAGGUUUCUGUAAGCCUAAAUAUAUGGUCGAAUCAAUUGAAUAAGUAUACAUUUCUACUCCUCAAAUCAAUGAUAGUUGGUUUGACUAUAUCAUAGUCUGAUGUUUGAGUUAGCACCACUGUGCCUGUGCCAUGUGUCAAAACAGUAAUGCUGUGGGAAUUGGGGAGAAGCAAAUAUAGAUCACGCGCUAAACACUACAUAUUUGAAACAAACUAAACCCUGGAGGGCUCUGCUCCCUCCACACACAUCCUUAGCUAUAACUCACUCUUUCUUUGCCUGGAGAGAAGGUGCACGAUUCCCUAUUCCCAACCACAACUCCUACAGAUACUAGUCAUCCAUCUAACAGAUUCUUCUUAAGAAAAUGAAUUGAGAACUUAAUUUUAUACCAUCUUUUAUGUAAAUAGUAGAUAAUUUAUAGCUUCACAAUGUUCUCUGUUUUAGUAUGACAUUUAUGCUAGGUAACUGCUCAUGAGGCAAUUACAGAAAUCCACACGUGAAGUCAAAAUCUAUGCUUCUUUUCAAGAGUAUUUAUUUCUGUAGGGACUUGGCUGAAGAUUUCUAAGAUUAAAUCAUAGUCCAAAAUUUGAUGGACUAAUUACUAUUUUAAAGUGUGACAUAAGACAAUAAUUCUAUACACGGUCUAAAGAGAUCUAAAAGGAUAUUUCUGUUUCCCACUAAUACAGCUGAAGUCAAAUGUGCUGUGUAAAAAUACAUUUUAAAUCCUACACAUACUUAUUGACAUCUACUGUAUGUAAAGGAGGUCUGCAUAUUUGAGUGACCUUGAUUGCUUCAAAGAAAAUUUAUUGACUAACCAAGAAAUCAGCUGCAAUCCAUUUAUUUUGUUACAAAAUGGAGUCAUAUUGGUUUAUCUUAAGCAUCUCAAUUCAUAUUACAUAACUAAUUGUAAAUAAUAGUUUGGGGUGUUUUUUAAUCUUUAUUUAAAACCUAACCCCUGUAAAAGUUAAAUUUUUAUUUAUAAAUGCAUAUUAAAUAAUAAAAAAGGUAUGACACAGAUUGCUUUUAUGGGAGGAAAUUAGUAAAAAAAUAAUUGUUUUAAUGAGGUUGAUGCUGAACAAACAUAAAAAAAUGAUUGCUAGCAACUCAUGUUUCCUACAAACAAUGGAAACAUUUUGGCUCACAUUUAGUCUAUCUUCCUUAUUUUACAGAUUUCUCGCUGUAUAUAUUUCUAGAAAGGGCUAUCUAUACCCACCGUAUUGAGAAUAAAUGCAAACCCAAUGCAUAAAUUCAUAGUUUGUGGCUUCCCACCAAGGCCACAAAGUAAAGUUCUAAGAUUGGUACUAAAGAUAUAACCUCAUAAUUAAGAUUUGUGUAAUAUAUUAAAUAUUAAAAAUACAAUCAAAUGCUACUAUUCUUUUGGACAUUCUUUUGCUCUUAUCUCUCUGCCAGAGUCAAUGCAAGGGGAGAAAUGGUGCACUGGUAGGACAGAUUUUUAUUUUUGAGUCCUUGAGACGAGAAUUAGCUAAAUUCAACUGCCGUGAGGUAUCAAAUCAAUUUUUAUGUAGCAAAUACAUGAUACUAGCUUCUAAUUUCUGUUGAAUUCAGUAAUGCAGUUUAAAAAACUUAUGUCUGAUCCAUUUUGCCAGUUUUGCAGCAAUAGUCUGUCAGUAGACUUUUGGAAAAAAAUGUGUUUAAUUUGCUGCCCAAUACUUCUGAUUUUUUUCUACUCUUAUUUGUAUGGGAAAAAGGGGGAGUAACAACUGGUAUAUGCAGUGCUGCUGGAGUACAUUUUACUGUUUUGACUGAAGAAUAAUUUUAUCUAAAACAUAUCUGUUAUUCAAACUGGAUGAGGUUAAAUGUAAGAUAGUGAAUUUCUCUCCUCUUUUUUUGCACUCUGUAAUUGCACUUUUUAAGUUUGAAGAGCCAUUUUGGUAUACAGUUUAUAUUAAAGAUGCCAUGGAACAUAAAGUUGUAUCGCAUGCAGUUUAAAGUAACUUAUUUGACAAUGAAUUUUAUCAGAGUACUGAAUUGUAUCAAUUUGUUUGUGUUCAAUAUCAGCUUUGAUAAUAGUGUACCUUAAGAUAUUGAAGGAGAAUAUAGAUACUUUACAAGAUAUUAUUAAUUUUUAUUUAUUUUUGUUGGAAACUGGAAAAAAAACAAAAUUGAAAAAUAAAAAUGAAACACCUUGCAUUAAAAAUGUCA